AUGGCGACUGAGGCGAAGGAGUACGACCUCGCAGACAAAAACGGGCUGGCAGACUUCCUCGAAGAUGCGGACAUCCAGCUGGGUGGCCCGGGCACGCGGAGGAUCUCCAAGGACGCUCUCCGCGUCAUCGUCAGGAACCUUAAAGGCGAUCGUUUCACCGUGGACAUGCUCCAGGACAUCUUGCAGGAGGUUGUCCCCGAUCGCGAGGGGCUGCUGAGCUGCGAGGACUUGGCACGCCGCCUCCGCCGCCCGGAUCCAGCUCCGCAGCCGCAAAAGUCCAAGCGCUACGACCUGGCUCAGAAGCAGGGGCUUGCGGACUUCCUGAAAGAUGCGGACAUCCGCUUGGUGCGAGCCGACUUCAUUCUGAAGCUGCACCGGGAAGGACAGCGUCUCCCGCGGCGCCAGGAAGCGGAGUCCGCCUACGUGGACUGCCGCACUGCGCUUGUGACACACGAGGAGGUCCAAGUCUGGGCCGAUGGCAAGGCGAGGGAGCAUUGCGACCCCUAUGGAUACCAGGUUUCCAAGCUAGCCAAGGCUCUCACGGGAAAGGAGUGGGUGUUCAUCGACUAUGUAUCUCUGCAUCAGUUCCAGAGCCUGGAGAUCGUCCACUGUGAGCUCGGCCCGAAGCUCCCGCUGCUGCUGAAGGCCCUGGAGAAGAUCAAGCUUCGGCAGCUCCACCUGCAGCAGAACGAGCUGUUUGAGGAGGGCACCCGCCAGGUCAUCGAGGCCUUGGCUUUGCAGUCCAACGGGACGCUUGCGGCACUGAGUCUCGCCCACGACGGCAUCGGCGUCGCUAAUGUCAAGGCUUUGGCCGAGGCUCUGCGGACAAACAGCACUUUGAUCGAGCUGAACCUGAUCCAUGCCUGCCUAAGCAUCGAUGACAUCAUCGCUCUCGCGGAGGGCAUGAAGCAGAAUCGGACCCUCAAGCAGCUGAGCCUUGCUGGUCUGGAUCUGACGGGCUGCGAUUUGGGCAAGGCCGCCGUGGCACUGGCCAGGGGUCUCCGGACCGGCCAGGUGAAGGGCACGGUCACCCACCCAGCGGUGGAGUUCCUGUGCAUGUUGGAGGCUCGCGUGCUCUCUUUGAAGCGUGGCAAGUUCUUCAUCACUUCGAGCCCGGCCCGAAUGAAGUCGACGGCAGGGUUCUGA
Molecule: messenger RNA, 1146 nt
Organism: Symbiodinium necroappetens
Lineage: Eukaryota; Dinophyceae; Suessiales; Symbiodiniaceae
Source: the annotation of a GenBank genome assembly